AUGGCAGCUCCGAAGACCGCAGGUGUGGGGCCGCUGGUGGGAGCAGUGGUCCAGGGUACUAACUCCACUCAUUUUAUGGUUUUCAAUUCAAAAACAGCAGAACUCCUUAGUCACCAUCAGGUGGAAUUAACACAAGUGUUCCCAAAAGAAGGAUGGGUGGAACAAGACCCCAAGCUCAUUCUUCAGUCUGUGUAUGAAUGUAUAGAGAGAACAUGCGAGAAACUUGAGGAACUGCACGUUGACCUCUCCAACAUAAGAGCCGUGGGCGUCAGCAAUCAGAGGGAAACCACGGUGGUCUGGGACAGGCUCACGGGGGAGCCGCUCUACAACGCCGUGGUGUGGCUCGACCUGAGAACCCAGUCCACCGUGGAGCUCCUCAGCAAAAAAAUUCCAGGGAAUAAUAACUUCGUCAAGUCCAAGACAGGCCUGCCCCUCAGCACUUACUUCAGUGCGGUGAAGCUUCGCUGGCUGCUUGACAACGUGAGUCAAGUUCAAAAGGCGGUUGGAGAAGGCAGAGCUCUUUUUGGUACCAUCGAUUCCUGGCUUAUCUGGAGCAUGACUGGAGGGGCUCACGGAGGUGUCCACUGCACAGACGUAACAAAUGCAAGCAGGACGAUGCUCUUCAACAUCCACUCUCUGCAAUGGGACAAAGAGCUGUGCGAUUUCUUUGAAAUCCCAAUGGGCAUUCUUCCAGACGUCUGGAGCUCUUCGGAGAUCUAUGGCCUAAUGAAAACCGGGGCCUUGGAAGGCGUGCCCAUAUCAGGGUGCUUGGGGGACCAGUCUGCUGCAUUAGUAGGACAAAUGUGCUUCCAGGAAGGACAAGCCAAAAACACAUAUGGGACAGGCUGUUUCUUACUAUGUAAUACAGGCCACAAGUGUGUAUUUUCGGAGCAUGGCCUGCUGACCACGGUGGCUUACAAACUAGGCAAAGACCAGCCAGUAUGUUAUGCGCUGGAAGGUUCUGUUGCUAUAGCUGGUGCUGUUAUUCGCUGGCUACGAGACAAUCUUGGAAUUAUAAAGACCUCAGAAGAAAGUGAAAAACUUGCUAAAGAAGUAGGUACUUCUUACGGCUGCUACUUCAUCCCAGCCUUUUCAGGAUUAUACGCACCUUAUUGGGAGCCCACGGCAAGAGGGAUAAUCUGUGGUCUCACUCAGUUCACCAAUAAAAGUCAUAUUGCCUUUGCUGCAUUAGAAGCUAUUUGUUUCCAAACCCGAGAGAUUUUAGAUGCCAUGAACCGUGACUGUGGAAUUCCACUUAAUCAUUUGCAAGUAGAUGGAGGAAUGACCAACAACAAAGUUCUUAUGCAACUGCAAGCAGACAUUCUGCAUAUUCCAGUAAUAAAAGCCUCUAUGCCUGAAACGACUGCACUGGGAGCUGCCAUGGCAGCAGGAGCUGCACAUGGGGUGGACGUCUGGAGUCUGAAACCGGAGGAUUUGUCAACUGUCAUGAUGGAACGGUUUGAACCGCAGAUCAAGGCCACAGAAAGUGAAAUUCGUUAUUCUACAUGGAAGAAAGCUGUGAUGAAGUCAAUGGGUUGGGUUACAACUCAGCCUCCUGAAAGUAGUGAACCUACCCUGUUCUCUAGUCUGCCCUUGGGUUUUUUUAUAGUUAGUAGCAUGAUACUGUUAAUUGGAGCAAGAUACAUCUCAGGUAUACCAUAA
Molecule: messenger RNA, 1662 nt
Organism: Phacochoerus africanus (Common warthog)
Lineage: Eukaryota; Metazoa; Chordata; Mammalia; Artiodactyla; Suidae
Gene: GK2
Product: glycerol kinase 2
Exons: 1
Coding region: 1-1662 (553 amino acids)
Biological process (GO): glycerol metabolic process; triglyceride metabolic process; glycerol-3-phosphate biosynthetic process
Cellular component (GO): mitochondrion
Molecular function (GO): glycerol kinase activity
Source: RefSeq, a predicted model, not a curated record